Ixodes scapularis (black-legged tick) is the source of this 2289-nucleotide messenger RNA. Its product is annotated as transmembrane protein 243. The coding region runs from base 729 to 1100 and encodes 123 amino acids. Lineage: Eukaryota; Metazoa; Arthropoda; Arachnida; Ixodida; Ixodidae. The transcript has 4 exons. The record is from RefSeq and is a predicted model, not a curated record.
ACCGAUGCGCGCGCCGCUGCCGGCAGCCGACGACAACAAACACUCCAGCCACUCCAGCGCAGUGCGCACCUAUGCGUUCAUCUAGCUAGAACUGCGGUGCCUACGUGCCAGUCGGACCAAUCAGCCGCCUCCCUAUUAUCAUCUGAUCCGACCCUCGGCGUGUGAUCAGCAGUGAUCAGCAUGUGAUCAGUGUGAUCACGUGGCAAACAAAAGAACGCAUGACUGGUCCAACGAGGACGUAGGUUCCGUCGCAGUCUCAGCUUAAGGGUGAACAGAGCGGCCAGCGCCAACCUGGAGCACGCCUGGCACGCCCGCACGCCGACUAGGCGAAUCCUGCCUCCGGCCUUCCGACGCCGUGGACACCGCCAGCACCAGCGUCGCGUUGUCGGCUGUGUCCGUGUGUUGAGUGAGCGCCGUUUUGCGCCCACGAGCAGCGAGAUACCACAAAUGGGUGUGUUUGUCCGUGUCCGCCGUGUGGAAGUGUAGGUGUCAGACGUGGAGCUUACCGUGCUGCGUUUGUUUUCUUUCCUUGAGACGUAUCCCGAGUUCGUUCGGUUCUGCGGAUAGUCGAGGAUUUCCGAAACAUGAAGCGAUACCGCCGCCACCUGUUUUUCUGCCGUUGCCGCUGUGCCCAGUGAACGCUACGCUGGCGUGACCCCGGACCCCGAGAGAUUGUUACGCUGCAUAUGUGCGUUAUGUAGUCCGGUGCAGUGUACGAAAACAGCAAGAUGGAUUUGAGAGACGCUGAGUACCGACCACUAUUUGGCGGGCCAGUCGACAGGCCACUGUUUGAUGAGAGCAAUGUGCGGGAACGAAGGAUACAUGUGCUCAUAGCAAUCUUCACUGUAAUCUUGGUGCUGAUUACCCUUAUUCUAGCAUUCUUCUACUCUGUCCACCCACCCUGCGGGAGGCACAUAUACUUUGCCCUCUGCAUCCUCUGCCUGUGUUUUACACAUGUUAUCUUGAUCCACUGGUACCGGGAGGGAAACGUUCUGGAUCCCAAGUUCAGGAAACUCAUUUAUGCCAACACUGUGAUCAUAGUGUUGUUCUGUAUUUCUGCAAUAUCCUAUUUUGUGGAGGGCUGCUCUGGCAAAGCUUGACCAAAGCAGGCAGCCGGAAAGUCCAGAGAUUACCGGUGUGUUAUUGUUCUGCAAAGAUGUUGAAGAGCACCCAGGGUUGGAUACUGGACUUGUGUGUACUUGAGCCAGCAACAGACAGCCUCCUGAAACAAAAGCUGCACACUCAACCCCCGUGGAAUCUUGGGGACCAUAUAGUCUCCAGUAACAUGAAAGACCUGCUCGGAGCAUAUGGCCGAAAAGUGCGGUGCUCGGUGCGGACAGUUCUAUAUUGCUUCGAGAGCGUGCGUUGAUGAUAAACAUUCUCUUCCCCCGAAGCUACAUGGAGUUGCCCAAUGCAAGAGCAUCCCCCUGCCCCUUUCUCCCACCAGCCGCAAUCUUGGCUACACUCAGUUCAGUCUUUCAUAUUGCUGCAGACUACAUUCCUGGUGCCUCUAUUGCAGUUCUUUUAAUCAGAAGGUAGCACUCAAGAGUUCCUGUUGGUGUUUAAAAGUGUGAGGGACUUGCCAUGGGAGUUUUCAUCAUGAACAGCACCAGUCAUGUUUUUACUGUUGUGUAUAGAUUAACUCGAAUGUCAUAGGUAAAUAUUUUGAGGCUGCAAGAAUGUCACAGAUGCCAUUGUUUACCUAAUACCUCAUCUCCCAGACUAAAGUUGCCCCGGUGCCGGCUUUUUCUGCAUGGUUUACUGUGCUAAUUUGGUAUGUGUGCAUUCUGCUUUUUAUUUUACUGCACAGAGUUUUUGUUUGUGGAUUGUGCCAUUUGUUAGAGUAGUCUUGUGCACAGCAAUCACUGGUUGCUGUAUUAUUAAGGGAAAUCAAUGUUACAGAAUUCAAUCAAGUGGUAAGAAUUGUGCUGAAGAAUUUUGAGUGGGUUUGGGAAGGGGUCAUUUUGGCUACUUUGUGUAGUUACAUGGGCAUUGCAGUAUGAUGACACGACGCAUAAUAACAAUUUUGUUUUCAUUGUCGCUGCAGAUGUUAUGAAAGAAAAGAUGACACCUAUAGAUAUUGCCUGUACAAACCACUUUUUCAUUAUUUUGUGCAUGGUUACAGAUAAGACGGAGUGACCCAUGUUAUGUAGCUGGUAUGAUCUUGCUGUACAAUAAAUACAAAUAUGGGGAAAAUUCUGCAUUUCCAAGAGUUCAAAAAUAAUUUUAUGUGGACCAUAUAUGUACACUGUGUUUUAAGAAUUGAUGUAAUAAAUUUGGUCAAAUCUA